This is a messenger RNA of Conger conger (European conger), 2909 nucleotides long. It is a transcript of the gene cyb561d1, whose product is annotated as probable transmembrane reductase CYB561D1. NCBI's taxonomy places the organism in Eukaryota, Metazoa, Chordata, Actinopteri, Anguilliformes, Congridae. The coding region runs from base 565 to 1263 and encodes 232 amino acids. The record is from RefSeq and is a predicted model, not a curated record. The transcript has 3 exons. Gene Ontology annotation, molecular function: transmembrane monodehydroascorbate reductase activity.
AGGAAGUUGAUUUUAAAAAGCCACCUGAAUUCGUAUUAUGUUUCAGAGAUCAGGCGGAAAGAAACUUAUCUGACUGUACGAUGUGGCUACCGGAAUGUCAUGUCCUUGAAGUUUCGGGAUAGUACUAAUGUAUAUUUAACCCAAACAUCGUGCGCUGGAGAAAACACUAACGUUAAUCCCCGAUGAGGGAUUUGAACAUUUCAGCAAAUCCGUUCAGGGAGCUUGUACAACUGCAUUCGUUUUGGACACGUUUUCGAGCCGUCGAUUUUUAACGAUAUGCUACAUUAGUCAGAUAAUACAGCUAAAUUCUUUCCACUCUCAACCGACUGAUCACACUUCAAUUUGAGGAUCGACGUUAUCCAGUGCAUUUAGAUGGGUUACGUUUACAGUAGACUGUUAUGGUACGACUGGCAAAUGCCACAUAUAGCGUGAUUUUUGAUGUUUUGUGACCAUGCAAUUGUAUUUUCAGUGUCUCUCUGCGUGCCUGCCGCUCCAGUAGGGUACAAUGUAGACUAGCCUAUACCCCAGCUGAAGUAUCUAGCUACAGUACUUCUACAGUGAACGAUGCGAACGGACGUGGAAUACAGUCCGGUCGGCGAGGGAUUGGGGAUGAGCGAGUUUUGGCUCUAUGUGUGGAUGCGGAGAGUGGCGGUGAUAGCUGCACACGUCACCUCCUUCGGAUUUACGAUUUUGAUAUGUGUACUGUCCCAACCAGGAACAAGUCUCUUCUCUUGGCACCCUGUAUGCAUGUCUUUCUCCUUUUGUCUGUGCAUGACAGAAGGGAUCCUGCUCUUCUCCACGGAGAGCUCGCCGUUCUGCUUUAAGUCUCGUAAGGGGAAAGUGCGUCUGCACUGGUUCCUGCAGGCCCUCGUGGUGGUGGGUGGGGCCACGGGCCUGGGCUUCAUGGUGGCCAAUAAGAGGCUGUCGCAGCACCCCCACCUGGCCUCGUGGCACAGCCUGCUGGGGGUGGGCACGCUGGUGGCCACCACCCUCCAGGCAGCCUGCGGCCUCUGCCUGCUCUGCCGAGACCUGCUCAACAUCUCCUCCCACGCCCGACUCCGGCUCUACCACGCCACCUGCGGACUGCUGGCCUAUCUCCUGGCAACCAGUACCGUGGUACUGGCCAUGUUCACCGACUGGUUCCAGGCCACCGUGAAGGGCCUGCUGUGGUACGUCUUCCUGCUGCUGCCCCUGUUCCCAGCGCUGGUGGUGAUGAACCAGAUCACCAACGCCUACCUGCCCAAGAAGAAGAUCACUACCUGACCGGGGUCUCCUGCACUCUCAGAGACGGUGUGGAUGUGCGGUCUGGUGUGCGGUCAAACAUGGGGCCCACACCUCACAAACGUGGCAUUUAAAUCUUCCCUUCCGAUCCCACUUCCUCCCUGGGAAAUUUUGCACAUUCUAGCACAUUCUGUGUGAGUAUCCAAAACGUGAUGUUACAUUUCUUGUCGGGAUUUUAACUGAAAACUAAGGGCUGCUUUCAGCACAGUGUGACAUGGUAACUAGGGAACAAAUUUGAAAUUUGUCAACUUGUAUUUUAAUCACCAGGGUAUUUUCUAUUAUUUUUGGUAUUAUCACUUUAUUGCUACAUUCAUGGGCAGAUGGAUGAAGGUUCGAGAGGCGCAAUGAGUUGGAAUCUUCCCCUGAGACUGAAUUUGUUCUGAGCCAAGCCUAUUUUUACUGACGCCUGCACACAGAGGCAUUUUGAAUGUAGCACUGAAAUGUCUAAAGCUCUGCCAAGACAUCACAACAGAAACAAAAUGGAGGUUAUGAGUUCUCAGCAGAUGAAUCAGUCUACUGAAAGGGACUGACAUUCCCUUUGGCAUACAGGGAACCAAUUUUGAAUUCUUAUUCAUUCACCCAGAUCAAUGUUUACAAGGGGGCUGCUGUUUGUCUGAAAUGGCCAUGUCAAACAGCCUUCAACGGACACUUGCAUCAAUAACUAAUUUAAUAUGCGCAUUACUUAAUACAUUCAAAGCCAUGUUAGACCAGAGCCAGGCUCAUCUGCACACAAUGCUGGUGAUGUCAUUGGACCUAUGGGAGGUCAGAGCUGUAACAGCUUGUGGGAGGAAGCUGGAGGUAAGGGGCAUUAGUUUUCCCUGCACUGUGAUGGCUCAUAGGCACCAGGCAGGUAUUUAAUCUGAGCACACACAUGUGCACUUUGCACAUGAUGGAUAUUUAAUUAAGGACUAUUUAUUUAUGCAGUUCAUGUGUCAUUGGUCACUUCCAGUCAUGUGAUAGGCCAAGCAAAUAUAGGGCAAAAUCAGUACUCCUUAAUGCUUCAUGAAAUGAAAUGUACAAAAAUAAACCAGAGGUUUUAAUCAGUUAUCGGAGUACUGAAAAAAUGGUUGUUGUAAAAUUUGUCAGAUGUCGUCAAAGCUGCUAGUAUAAGGCAUCUACAGCAAAACAGGUUGGAUUAUGAUUCCAUAAUAUUAUCACACUGCGAGUGUGUUUAAAUUCACACAGUGAAAUGUUAUGUAAUUGUGGCCGGGGUUUCAGACGGGCAGUAUGACCGUGUCGUUGGGCGUCUGUCGAGUUGCGCGUCUUCCUCUGAUUCAGACCUGCGGGCCCGGCGUGUAAAUUGCACCGGGGUCCGAAGCAGCGGCUGACACCACACUGCGCAUAUGACUCACACGUGUGUGUGUGUGUGUGUGUCACACGGAAUGAGCACUGCGGUGUGAGGAGGGUGGAGCGGUCCAUACUGGGGUGCGGGGAGGGGGAUUUAUAAGUAAGAAAUGUAACUGAAAUCCAUCCAUUAAGGGCUGUUUUAUCUGCUGUGUUCAUUCUUCAGAAAUGAGAGAAUGGGCUCGGAAGCAGUUUUAUGUUCCUGCUCACUGCAAGGCUUCAGGUGCAGAGCCUACCUCACGCAGUGAGACCCCUACUGUAACCAAAACAUCGCAAUGCUAUCG